Phycomyces blakesleeanus NRRL 1555(-) is the source of this 2352-nucleotide messenger RNA. Its product is annotated as GATA-type zinc finger transcription factor. The transcript is spliced from 4 exons. The coding region runs from base 1 to 2352 and encodes 783 amino acids. The record is from RefSeq and is a predicted model, not a curated record. NCBI's taxonomy places the organism in Eukaryota, Fungi, Mucoromycota, Mucoromycetes, Mucorales, Phycomycetaceae.
AUGAGUUACUCUCGCGCCAUGCCACAUAUCCAACCUUAUCCUCAGGAGUUCUGUGCACAGCCAAACAUGGAAAACUGUGGCAAUAUCAAUACCAUCAAUGCAAUCAAUACCAUGACCAACUCCAAUAGCUAUAACCAAGUCUAUCGCCAAGUUUUUCAUCGUCCUAUUCAAUCAUCUGCGAUUGCGCCCCGUCAGAUCAAUAGGCACACGACUACCACGACCACGACCACGACUACGACCAAUAGUGCCACCGGUAAUGGCAAUAAUAACAAUAGCAGCAGUAGUGAUUCGCCCGUCAUUGUGCCCAGUAUGGCAACAUCACUUCCUAUUUCUGCCUAUGUGGAUUAUUAUCAUCAUCACCCAGCCUAUUAUUAUCAAGUCCAGCAAAAUUACCACCAACGCCCAACUCCUCCCACAAUCAACUCUCAUGCUCAUGCUCAUGUUCACGCUCAAGCCCAGGCUCAUGCUCAGGCUCAUGCUCAGGCCCAGGUCCAGGCUCAGGCUCAGGCUCAGGCUCAGGCUCAUGCUCAAGCUCAAGCCCAGACUCAUCCACAUCAUCAGCCUGUAGCAGUUCAGCAGCUUCCUAUCCAUCAUACCCUAGAAAAUGCCACAAUUACAUAUGACACUGUUCUGGAUCCCCAAUCCCAAAAGGACCUUGUCAAGGAUGUCUUCUUUUCGCCAGCCAUGACACCAGCCUACAAUCGCGCCACCACUCCCGAAUCGCUGUCAUCAGCCUGUUCCCAGAGUGAUAGUGAGUCCGACAGCGGAAUGUCUCUGCCUCUCCAUGAUGACACACCUACCGAUCUCCUUCUCCAGAGUGCCUCUGACGAAAUCCCGUUAUUCUAUUUUGGUCUGGAACUUGAAGACCAACAGCAACAGCAACAGCAACAGCAAUAUCAUCUUCUUAUUAAUCAUAAUCAUAAUCAUCAGCAUAACCAUCAGCAUAACCAUCAGCAUAAUACUUGUAAUCAGCAUACCCAUCAACAGAAUCAAAUGAUGAUUAAUGAGUCUCAAGUCCGAUUGUCUUCGUCCUCUGUGAAGCAGAAACCCGCUUUUUCCCUGCAACUUUCUCACUUUGACAAGGCACAAGGUUCAUUUCUUGAUUGUGCUGCUAGCACUCUUCCGACUCCCCCUGACCAUCGCGAUCUCAGCUACGGUCAGAUCACUCUUGACAGAUCCAACAGUAGUGGACUGAAGCGCAAAUCAGGACAUGUAGAGCCUACUGCUUCUGCGGCCGCUGGUGGUUACGUCAAGAAACAGAAACAAACCAACUGGCGGGCCUCGGUCGUGCCUGUGUCCCAAGAUGAACUUCUUGGCGAUACCUAUUUUGCUUCAGAUGAAGAAAGCUCCGACGAUGAGGAUUCCCUCUCGGCCCGCGUAGCUCGCUGGAAUGGUGCUGUUGACCCUUUCGGAUUUGAAAGCACGAGCACGCACCUAUCCGCUUCAUCGGACAGUCAAAUGUUUUCAGCUGGCGAUCAUCAACUCUCGGCAUCGGAGGACGACGAUGAUGAUGAAGACGAAGAAGACGACGACGACGACGAAGACGACGAAGACGAUGAUGAAUCAGUAGUUUCCCAAUGGGAAAGACAAAAGACAUUCGAUCAUCACAGCAACCAGAAACAUAAGACCAACCGUCGUAACCAAAAGCCUACACCAGUUGUGACAAUAAAAAAAGACGAUGAGAACUAUGAAGAGAAUGUGGAAAACGAAGACGAAGAGACCAUGAGCUCUGGUGAUGAAGAUAAUGAAAAGAGCUGUGAGAAAGACUCGACAUCUACACAAGUUCCUUGCCGAUCGACUUGCCAGCCUACCAUCUAUCAGAAGCUCACAAAGGCAAAUGUGGACUGGUGCCGCUACUGUGGAACAACCGAAGGAGUCAAUUGGCGCCCUGGACCUUGGGGAAAGCGUACUUUGUGCAAUAAGCAUGGAUGUGAUUACAAGGGCUAUGGAUUUGCCUGCAAAUUGCCCCGACUUGACCUAACAGGAUUUGCAAAGGAGUCUAUUGAUGAUCGUGACCGGCCUGUGCUUCAGUUGUUCUGUUCUGGAUGCCAGCGCCAGGAAUCGUGGCAGGACAAUGUACUGGUCCGAUGUGAGGGAUGUCCGAAAGCACUCCAUCAAAAGUGUGCAUCCGAGCAUCACGGACUGACCGACACAUUUGUGGCAAGCGAUGAAGCCUGGUUCUGUGACUCUGCCUGCAGCGACAAUGCACGACGCAAGAGAAUCGUGGUCGAGCUUCCCCGAAAGCGUCUUCCUCUCAUGUGUGCUCCAAAGAACAAUGCGGCCCAAGCAUCAGACAGUUUGAACCCUCGCACUCGCUCUUUACGCGAUGUAUCUGGAAACAAUCUUCGCUAA